Molecule: messenger RNA, 4395 nt
Organism: Otolemur garnettii (small-eared galago)
Lineage: Eukaryota; Metazoa; Chordata; Mammalia; Primates; Galagidae
Gene: WDFY1
Product: WD repeat and FYVE domain containing 1
Exons: 12
Coding region: 41-1075 (344 amino acids)
Molecular function (GO): metal ion binding; protein binding
Source: RefSeq, a predicted model, not a curated record
UCCGUACAGCGGUCAGUACUGGCCCAGCAUCUACCACACCAUGGCCUCUCCUUGCUCUGCUAUGGCUUACCAUCAUGACAGCAGACGGAUAUUUGUGGGCCAGGAUAACGGAGCCGUAAUGGAAUUUCACAUAUCUGAAGAUUUUAAUAAAAUGAACUUUAUCAAGACCUACCCAGCUCAUCAGAACCGAGUGUCUGGAAUUAUCUUCAGUUUGGCCGCAGAGUGGGUGGUCAGCACCGGCCACGACAAGUGUGUCAGCUGGAUGUGCACGCGGAGCGGGAACAUGCUGGGGAGGCACUUCUUCACCUCCUGGGCCUCGUGUUUACAGUAUGACUUUGAUACUCAGUACGCUUUUGUUGGUGAUUAUUCUGGACAGAUCACCCUGCUGAAGCUUGAACAGAACACGUGUUCAGUCAUUACAACCCUUAAAGGACACGAAGGUAGUGUAGCCUGCCUCUGGUGGGACCCGAUUCAGCGGUUACUCUUCUCAGGAGCGUCUGACAACAGCAUCAUCAUGUGGGACAUCGGAGGAAGGAAAGGCCGGACGCUCUUACUGCAGGGCCACCAUGACAGGGUGCAGUCUCUGUGUUACCUUCAGCUCACACGGCAGCUCGUCUCCUGCUCCUCGGAUGGUGGGAUUGCAGUGUGGAACAUGGACGUCAGCAGGGAAGAGGCUCCUCAGUGGUUAGAAAGUGAUUCGUGUCAGAAAUGUGAGCAGCCCUUUUUCUGGAACCUCAAGCAGAUGUGGGACACAAAGACACUGGGGCUGAGACAGCACCACUGCCGGAAGUGCGGGCAGGCCGUCUGCGGGAAGUGCAGCAGCAAGCGCUCGAGUUACCCCGUCAUGGGCUUCGAGUUCCAAGUCCGGGUCUGUGAUUCCUGUUACGACUCCAUCAAAGAUGAAGAUCGAACUUCUCUAGCGACCUUUCAUGAAGGAAAACACAACAUUUCCCACAUGUCCAUGGAUGUUGCCAGGGGACUGAUGGUGACCUGUGGGACCGACCGUGUUGUAAAGAUCUGGGACAUGACGCCGGUGGUGGGCUGCAGCCUGGCCACUGGGUUUUCUCCACAUUGAUGCGGGAGCUGGGCGAUGUCCACACCUUACGAGCAGCAACUCUACCAAAUGAAACCUUUCCCACAUAGCUCCGAGGUCACUGUCUCGUAAUGGACAGACAGUAGCCGCUUAAAAACAAAUCAGCAUUUUUACAAUGAAAAAAAUGUAAAGAUGUGUUUUGGGGCAUUUGUGGAAAUUACCUGUGGGGACUAAUAUGGAAAAGGUCUGUGUGUAGUGGCUCCCUGAGGGAUGGAAUUACUUCAGCGAAACUUCCUCAUGAAAAGUGUGCUAAGGUGUAAAGAGAGAAUUAUCUAGUAAAUGAGCGUUUUAGACUGGAAAAAGUUGAGCAAUAAAGUCAACGCUUAGAAGGGUUUAAAGCAGUCCCAGGUACAGACACACUUCCCCUCAGGGGCUCUGUGGUAGGAGCAGGAGUUGGCAGGAAGAGGACUGGUUCUCUCCUUCUGGAGGGGUGGCAAUAGGAACUUAAGAAACCAGAGAUCUCCCUUAUGUCCUGGCAGGAUGUGAGUGUCCCCUACACUUAGAUAUUAUAAACUUACAGACACUUGUUCUUUUUGGGUCGUGCUAUAAUCUGCACUUAGCAUUCGGCUCACUCCAGUUGGUUCUCUUCCCAGCCAGUGUGCCAUGGAUGAACCUUUGCAGUUGUUUUUGAGUAAGUUGUGCAGUCUCUGUAGUGACCAAGGCAGUCCAUAUUCUUCCUUCUCCCCCCAAAUGUGCUCUGAGCUCAAAAACGUUUUUAUGGUGCUGUGAAUGUAGGAGUCAAGGAGUCGCACAAGCUGCCUGGCUUUUCCUCAUCACAGUAACGACUAAUGGAAAACCCUGCAACCAGCAUGAUUGUGAUGGGAAAUGAUCAGUCUGUUCCGCGGGCCAGCCCAUCCUCCUGACUGCCACGUGCUGCUUGCAGUUCCAAGAUGAGCCUCUGAGAUAUUGUGGCAAUUUAAUAUCAUCUUCAGAAAAGUACUCCAUAGCUUUUAAACUGUCCUGACUUUUAGUUGGAACCCGUAGUAUUCACAUUUCAGAGUAGGAAAUUGGUGACCCAGAGCUGUAAACGUCAGUCAGUUCUCGCAUAGUAAUUUUCACCUUGUAAAUUGCUUUCAUAACCACUGGCAAAAAUCCUUGUGCAUAGGGGCGUUUCUAAAGCUUCUGGACACUGAGUGCUAGGAUGAGGAAGACCUCUGAACAGGUUCAUGUCUUUUCAUAUUCCAAUUUAUGUGUGUGUUUUUUUUAAACAACAGUUCGUGUAUCUAUUACUUGAGGACUGUGGCAGUGAGUGUAGAAGGGCCAACUUUUUUAAAGGACAAUGAAUAUAAAAAUAAAAUAAAAAUAAAAAUAAAAAUAGAUAGCAACAGUAGCUUUGUUAGUCUUACCAAUGUAUUGAUUUUAAAAAUCUCAGUACUGCACCUCUCUGUGUUGGGAUGGUGUUGAAACAACGUGGUCAUUCAGCUUGAUAAAACCAAGGGACUGAGCCUGUCUUAUAACAGUGUCUUAGAGGUACUAAGAAGUUUAAGACAGGCAGUGAAACUAAGAAGUCUUAAUGGCAGAUACUAAGGAAAGGAGGCCAGGCACAUUGUGUUCUGGAAUGAUCUGCAUGAAAAGCUGGCUUGUCUUCAGAAAUAAGACUGAAGGAUUUUGUUGCUUCUUAUAAUUGUCCUGUUACAUCACCUGAAACAGAUAAACUUCCCCAGACUCUUUUAAAAAUACAUAUUGUUAACAUAGUUUAGUAAAAUUAAGUGAUGGUCACUUUUCACCCACAGCGUUAAGUGUUAAGCUUCCUAUAUUCCCUUUAGUCCAGUUAAUGGUUCAGCCCAAACGAUGGUGCUAUUCGGGGGUGGGGUGGGGGUAUUAAGUCCUGAGAGGAAAUUAGAACACGAGCAAUUUCUUGCCCUGUGGAAGAGUGCUGAACUGUGGUUUUGUUUUCUCUUAACUUCUGUAAAAUGUGACUUCUUAAUAUCUGUGGUAGACUGAACAGAGAGUAUCACGGCUGCUGAGAGUACUCCAUAGCUUUCACACUUGUUUUAUUUUAAGAAAUUCUUUAUGAAAAACCCUGUGUUACAUAGAGAACAUAAAGUUGUUAGAGUGCCUCCCGAGGGGUUAAUAUAAAUGAAGGAGGGAAUUUCUAUUUAAGGAAGAACUGAAGUGAGGUAUCUCAGGCAAGGAAAGGAGAAUGUUUGCCGUAGCUUGCUCUGCCCCCUGGCCUAGUUUCUUUUUUCUGUUUAAAGACAUACGUGCCAGGCUUGUCUUGUAUAUCAUGUUUUAGGUAGCAAAGGGGUAAUAUUUUUUAUAGAGGUGGGUGAAAAUUAUUUUCUCAAUUGUACAGACGAGACUCAGAGAGAAGGUACAGAUAGGCUUAUAGCUCUUGCCUUAUUUUGAUUGCACUUCUCUUAAAUGGGUCGUUUAAAUUAGUUCUUUAAGUAACAGUUUACUGGUCUUUCCUUUCCUGAGUAUGCAAGCUCAUUUGUACAUGUCGGGAUGAAGGAGUACAGAAUAGUAGAGAAGAUGCUUAUAUUUAAUCUAGUGUUGUAGGAUAAGCAAAUGCCAAUUCUUCAUUGUAAACAUGUUUUUAAAUCGCUCUUUAUUAGGCCAAGUGAUAGCAAUACCCUUAUAGCAUUAGUAGAAACAAAUUAUUCAUGAUGUUGUAAAUCUCUGUUUACUGUGUCCUAGCUGGGUCUUGCUACCAAGAGACUAUGAACAAAAAACAUCUGCUCUAGUGUAUCCCUUUGUCCUCCCCUGAAGAAUUCGAGUUGUUAGCAUCUAUAUUUUUAAACUGUUGAAACUGAUCCAAAUGUGUAAUAAAUACCGUCGGAGCUCUGGUCCAAGGAGAUAUUUUUCUAAAAUCAGUUUUCAUUAAAGGACUUUCUACUUCCGUUACUGGUAUCUCCUAAAAGGUAAGAAACCCAAUUACUGUAACGAUAAACCAUCUGCUCAUUCUAAGUGUGAGGUUUAACAAAUAAGUAAUACAUGCUACAUUUAUUCAAGUGUCUAUUGCUUAAUUGUUAAUUGUGAGCAGAUUAUUGAAUGCCUACUCUAUUUUCUGCAGUUUACAAUACAAUAACUCUUGGAGUCUGUUGAAGUUUAAUUGUGCAACAAAUUUCUAUUAGAGUACAAUUUAAAGUGUUUUCUCUAUAGCCUUUUUUGAUUGGGGGAGCAAAAACUAAUGUUUAAUUAGUACAUUUUGUUCUUGUACUGGCUAUGUUUCUAUAAGACGCAGUGCCCAGCGUAUCCCAGAGAUGCUAGAAAACUUUGUUCUUUGCUCCUAAUUGUGGGUUCUGUUUUUGUGGGGUUUUUUGAGACUAUGCAUACAAUAAAAUACUCCUUGCUUGUUA